This is a messenger RNA of Anneissia japonica, 2168 nucleotides long. Its product is annotated as trafficking protein particle complex subunit 4-like. Gene Ontology annotation, biological process: endoplasmic reticulum to Golgi vesicle-mediated transport. NCBI's taxonomy places the organism in Eukaryota, Metazoa, Echinodermata, Crinoidea, Comatulida, Comatulidae. The transcript has 6 exons. Bases 199 to 858 code for a protein of 219 amino acids. The record is from RefSeq and is a predicted model, not a curated record. Gene Ontology annotation, cellular component: TRAPP complex.
AGAUUGAUCGUUGAUUGUUGGAAUACAUCAUUGAGUCUAUUCUAUCUUAUCCUAUUGUAGUGUAUACUGAAUACCAAUUUAAUCCAAUGGUACUGCAGUGGAGCAUUUAAUAGUACUGUAUUGUAGUACUUUUCAUACAAGGUGGCAGCAUAUCCAUUACCAGUAUUUGAGCAUCCGGAAAUAGAGCCUACUACAAAAAUGGCGAUAUUCAGUGUUUACGUUGUAAAUCGAGCAGGAGGAUUGAUUUAUCAGGCGGACUUUACCCAGCCAAAGACAGAGGUCGAAAAGACGUUUGGUUUUCCUUUAGAACCUACGCUUAAGUUGUAUGAUGAGCGGAUGGUAGUUUCGUUCGGGCAAAGAGAUGGUAUAAAAGUUGGACACACAGUUUUAGCCAUCAAUGGUGUGCCAUCGAAAGGCAGACAGUUGGAGGAUGGACGUGAUAUUCUUGAAGUUGUUGCUAAUCCUGAGAACUAUCCAAUUGCAAUAAAGUUUGGACGUCCAAAGUUAUCGGUCAAUGAGAGAAUUAUGUUAGCAUCUAUGUUCCACUCGUUAUAUGCCAUUGGAUGUCAGCUUUCUCCAGAGCAAAGGUCAUCUGGGAUUGAGUGUCUAGAAACAGACACUUUUAAACUACACUGCUUUCAAACACUUACAGGAAUCAAGUUUAUUUUGUUAACAGACCCCAAACAAACUGGUAUUGACAAUCUCCUGAAGAAGAUCUAUGAAAUAUAUGCAGAUUACGCCUUAAAAAACCCAUUCUAUUCUGUUGAUAUGCCAAUUAGGUGUGACUUGUUUGAUAGUAGCAUCCAAAGCAUGGUGGAACAAGUUGACCGUGGUGGCGUAUAUGCAGGCGGCUUAUAAUGGGAAAGGAAAUGUCGCUGGGCCUAUAUGCGGGAGGCUAACGAUAGGACAGGGAAACAUUGCUGGGCGUAUAUGCGGAAGCAUUAUGAUGGGACAGGGAAAUGUCGCUGAAAAGUACACGAUCAUGUAUCAGAUAUAAACUGGUCUAAAGUACCUGUUUUUUUAUCAGGAUAUACAAGAUACAAUUCAUUUAUUGUCAAAUACAUUCAUAAUGUAUAAAAAAAAUUCAUAUAUGGACCUAUAAUUGGUCUAUUGUUCAUAUAUAUGGCACUAUUUAGGUUUAUAGUUCAUAUAGGGCAGUGUGUAUGUCUGUGAAUCAUAUAUGAAUCUAAACUCUAGUUCAUAUUGGUCAUGUUAAUUUCGACAACCAUAUCAGUCUUUGGUUCAUAUAAUGGCAAUUUGUUCAAAUAUUGGCGUUCAUAAUAGUAUGAAAUUUUAUAUCCUGCCGAAUCUGCGUCAAAAAAGUGUACACUCAUUUUGCUCGUGUAUUUUAAAAUGUGGAUGUUGACAGGUCUGCGUUGAAAGGUCAAUGUUUCAUAUGGCACUUUAUAGGUCUGCAGUUCAUAUAUUAUUGUGCUACUCUAGCUAUAUGGCACAGUGUCAUAUAUAACACUUUUAAUUGUCAUAUAUGGCAAUAUAAGUGUUAUUAUUAUUAUUGUUGUAACUAUUAUAUUUGGUAAGUCUUAUGCUUAGUGCAAUGUAGGCUAAGUUUACAAUAAGGUAGACAUACACAGUUUAAAGUACAAGAGGAAUUAUUUUUCAGACAAUGACCUUGGCCAUUCUUGUCUGCUAGAGUUACUCGUCACCUAAUAUUUUACUGUCAAUUUAUUAGACACACCAUUUUGAUGAUAUAUGAUUGGAUAAAAUUCAAAAAAAGUAUGUGUGUGUACAUGUGAACUUGUUUUUGGCACACGAGAAGGAACCUAAAAAAAUGUCUGGCAGUCAACGUGUUAAUUUGGCUUUAGACUACUAAAUAAUUGAUCAUAGUACUUCAAUUAUUAUGUGUUCUGAAAAGCUUACAUCUGUUACACUACUCUCAACAAAUAGAAAUAUAUAUGUGUACAUAAUGCUAUUAUCUUUGUGUAAAUUAUGUUUAUACCAGUGUUUAAUAUUUAAACAAUUUAUUUACAUUAUCAACUUUUAAUCUUAAUUAGAAGGUGAAAUUAUAUUUAACCGUUUUAUUAAAUAGAUUAUAAUAAUUCCAAGAUAUUGCCUAUCUUGCAUCAACAUUGAAUAAGACAUACAUUAAAGUACAGUGGGUAUGUGAACAUAUCUCGUUUUUUUCACUGAAGUCCACUUUUUAACUUAAA